This is a messenger RNA of Bactrocera oleae (olive fruit fly), 6495 nucleotides long. It is a transcript of the gene Grip163, whose product is annotated as gamma-tubulin complex component 6. Gene Ontology annotation, cellular component: equatorial microtubule organizing center; gamma-tubulin complex; centrosome. Gene Ontology annotation, molecular function: gamma-tubulin binding; microtubule minus-end binding. Gene Ontology annotation, biological process: spindle assembly; mitotic cell cycle; meiotic cell cycle. The record is from RefSeq and is a predicted model, not a curated record. NCBI's taxonomy places the organism in Eukaryota, Metazoa, Arthropoda, Insecta, Diptera, Tephritidae.
AGUUGUUGUUAGGUUCGUCGUGUCGCCGCUGACUUUGAUGUCGUCACUUUCGCUUUUGUCGAUUUGUUUUGACCGUGUAACAAUUUAUAUUGAUGUUUUGUUGCUGUUGUACUCCUUCGUUAUUACUUCCACUUCUAUUCGAUAUUGUAUAUAUUGAAAUUUGUUUGUUUUUGUAGCUGCAGCUGGUGUACGGCCUUUGGGAAAAUUCAAUUUUGCGUAAACUGAUGCCGCAGCGACGCCGUUACUAAUGAUUAUCACAGAGCCUCAACAGAUACGUUUCGCACGCGUCGUUCAUUCACACACCGUUGACCGCACCGCCACUACACCACUUCCUCCACCUUUUUACAAAUAAUAAUAUAUUAAUAAUUUUAUUUCACUUGGUAAUGGUGCAACUAUGCAAGCUAUUGCACCCUUCGUCAAACUGAUUGUACUUACUACCCUUCCACACUAUUGGCGAACUAUUUAUUCUACACACAUACACCCACCGCACGCACACCACUCACAAAAUUUUCACAGCUCAAAAUUUUUCUUCCGAGUUUUUCAAAUGCAAUUUUACGCUUUAAACUCGAAAUUUUUGACAAAAUUUAUAUACCAAUUUGUUGUGCUGCUUUUCUACUACAACUAGACACUAGUUUAAAUAGGAAAUUUUAACUUUUUCUUUGUAUAAUUCUCAUUGAAAGGAACGCAGCAGUUUUUCCAGCUAGUUCAAUAAAGAAUCUCAAGAAAAUUUUCGAUUGACUGCAAUGCUGCCAGCAGAUUUCAUACUAAACGUUGGAUUCGUGCCAAUAAGACCCAGAAAAUAUCCAAUAAGAAUAUAGCGUACAACAUGACAAAGUUACGGAACAUUACGUGCGAAAGCUAUUUCUAAUAAAUAGUACGUUAAUUUUGUUUAUAAAAAUUGUAAAUGCUUUAAAAAUUGGUGAAAAUUUCCUAAAACUCGCGCAUUGCCAGAAUGUAUAAUAAAUUUGUAAUAUUUCAUAUUUAAUACAAAUGUACAAGAGAAGUCCAAAAGAAGUAGCAAAAUAUUGUUAAAAUUGUUUUAACUUGCAAAAAUCAACAUAAACUUAGCAAUUAUUUUUAAAUACCGCAUAUCGAAAAUCCUUUAACUCGUUAUUACUUUCCAAUUAUUUUGGCAGCACAAUCGCUGAUUUUAGCAAUCUGGUCAAAAAUUUUCAAUAAUCUAUUACAUUUAUGUUUCCAACAAUCUUUUACAUAGAGUCAACAGCUGUUUUUUGUUUAUAAACAAAUGCGAAAAGCCGGUGAGUCAAAAUAACAUAAUUUACGUAGAAAUUAAGCAUAAGAUGUUUCAAAAUAUGUUAAAUUUUAGAAUAUUUAUCAAUAUACGCCGGCAAACGUAUUAAAUUAUUUGUUAAUAAAUAGAAUUUAAUGGAAAACUAUUUGUUGACAUUUUUGUUAUUGUGUUUGUAAAGUGAAACACCAGCUGCGACACCUACUGGUAAUCGACACAAAACUAAAGUACAAAAAAACGAAUAAAUAUCGAACGAUGAGCGCAGAAUUUAUUCAGUGAAAAAAUCCAUUUUUGCACGAAAUUUAAUUGAUUUAACAACUUUAGGCACCACUAAACGGCGGUCAUGCAUGACGCAGACCUGGAAGCUAAUGCAGAUAGUGUUAAUUAUCUCAUUACACAAUUAUGCAGCAGACUUGCCAGCCAACAUGGCUUAAAGGAGCCCGAGUGUAGCACAGCUGUGCAGGAACUGAAGUCAAGCGCCUUUGAAAUCUUGCUGAAAAGAACCCCACAACCUAAUGUGUACCCAACAGCAGCUGAAACACGAGAAUUCGAUCCUCAACGUGCUGUUGAUAUGCACAUAUUUGCCGCCAAGUUGCAUUCGCGCGCCGAUCCUCUGGUUUGCGCACGUUAUGCGGCACUUGAAGAGCAAAUGGCAGCCAUUAGCGAUGUGCCAUACUUCACAGAGGGCAAGGGACGUGACAUGCUGCAACUAUUGCUCUCGCUGCAGGGGGAUGUGCGCAAGGAAGAUCAAGUGCCUGUACCUAGUCCGCCCACGCUGCUUGUACCUGGUCCAUUCACGCUCUUCGCCAGCUAUGAAAAUAAUAAAUAUUACCCCAAACAACAAACAUGCGAUCUAUUUAACCCACAACCGCGCUUAUUCAAGGGCAUAAAGGAUAUCGAGCCGCUUGAUAACCCUUAUCUGCCGAAAAAUUUACUCGGCAAGGAAUGCAAUUUGUUGGCGAAAAUUGAACAGAAAUAUGGUGCCAAGCAGACGCGUGCACCAGCCACAGCACAGGACUGCACUUUCACCGCGAUGACGCGUCGCUUGCUAGGCGCUACGGUGCGCAUAAAUUUGAAUGCUUUUCGUCUACUGACCGACAAUGAAACGCAACCAGCAACAAUUGUCAACAUGGCGAAUAAAUCGAAGUUAAAGUUAAAAGCUUCAGCGGCACAACACGCAUUGCCUGUGAUUGCAAAGCAGCAAAUGCUGGACGAAGCACCGCGUAUACUCUCCUGGAACUGGCAAAGUUUGGGCUGUCGUGGCGUGCUGCGGCAACGUCCAUGCGCUAGCGAAGCCGGCGUAAUGCUCGAGCUCAAGUGUCAGCUAAUGCAUAUGCGUGGACACAAAUUCGAAACGCUGGUUAUGACUUGCGCGGCAUUUCUGCGUGAUCUGAAGUCACUUACUGUCGGCAUUCAGUCGGAUAUAUUUCAACAUGAUGAACGCAUGAUCUUUUGCCUGCAUCCGUGCAUCACUGUGGAGGGUUUGCUGCCAGAGACAGUCAGCAGCUACGCGCUGACUUUUCAGGAGUGCGGCACUUGCUAUAAACGUUUGCAGACAAUGAUACAGAAGAAGGACUAUAAGCUGAUAUUUGAAGGCUUCAUAUUUCGCGCACUAAGCAGCGCCAUAGAUGAGUAUCUACUCACCUUUCGGCAGUAUGUUUUCGCGCAGCAUGAUGAAACGCUAAUUGCGUACUAUGCGCGCAUGCGCAAAGCUAUGCGUCAAAUAAGCAAUCUGUGCUUCACGCUGGCCAUACAUACAGACGUGGACGCGCAUGUGGCGCUGCCGAUGGGUUCACAGUUUCUCGGCUAUUUAUAUCGUGAGAUCGUGCACACAACCGAAAAGGACUAUAUUAUGCUAUUAGUGUAUAUACUGAAGUCUUGCUGCCACGUUUAUUUCAAACAUUUGCAGAAAUGGAUCUACUACGGGCUAUUGGACGAUCCAUCCAACGAGCUAUUCAUUUGUUUCGUGGAUCAUUAUCGCGCCGACACGAAGUACUUCUAUGAUAAAGCAUACUUUGUGCGCAAGGAAUCCGUGCCGGGCUUCUUUCAAGGCCAUGAGGAUGACAUUUUGCAGUGCGGCAAGUACACAAUGCUGCUGAAAGCUUACAAACCGCAUCAUCCACUAUUCGCGCUCGACUACCCGCUCAUAACCGUGUGUCUCACGUAUGCAGAAAUUCAGCAUCUCAAGAAGAAGUGCAUCAAAUAUAGAGCACAAGCACGCGCUGCUUGUGGCAACAGCGACAUUAGCAUACGUCAAAUAUUUGAAGCGCGCGAAGCAAAGAAACGCCAAUUCUAUCAGCGCGCCUGCCAGCGCACACGCGAGAAUCUCGAAAAAUGGGCGCUAGAGCAACACGAUCUCGCGUUGUUGGCUGCUGAGCAAAAGCGGCGUCGGUUGGCUGAGCUGACGUCACAAUUACAGGAUGCCAAGCAGCGCAAAAUUGACGAGCGACGCGCCAAUGUCGAGCUAGAGUUGCGCUUGCUGCGUGAAACCGAAAAACUGGAGGAGCAGCGUUUGCUGCGUGAAAAUAUCAAUUUGCGCAAACGUAUCGAGUAUUAUCAGGAGCUCAGCGAUACGAUGCGCAGCGCUGCUGGCGGUAAUGUGUACGCCAAUCAACCUACAGCAGCAACUGAGUCACAAGCCGUACUCGCGCAAUCGUCCAAAUCGCAUGCGCAGAGUGAAGGCAGCGGUGAGAGCAGCGCGACGGCACCACAGACGCCUGGCAGUGGCGGCACAGAUACCGAUUUUGAGUCAUGUUGCGGCGAAGUAGGGAAAGAUGCCGAUGCUGACGCUGAUGCCGAUUCAGCUUCAUUGUAUGCUGAAUGUCUGUCGGAGGAAUUUGUGCAGAAAUUCGCAGAAACUGAAAACGCGCUGCACGCGAUUUGUGUUGCGCCGUCGUCUGAAUGCGUUGGUGACAUCGACGCAGUUAAAACAUUAGUUACGUUGGCAGCGCCGCAAGAGAUUAACUCGGAGACUAGCUUGCAUACCGCGUUGGACUACAGCGUGUCACAAACAACAACCCUAUUGGCAAAUCCAUCACAAAGCACAUUUUUAAAGCGCAGCGCCUCCGAUGUGAUCAAUUCAAAUGAGUUGGCUACUGCUGGUGUUGCGCAAAAUCCCAGCAGCACAACGGUGACAAUAGCUCCAGCCGGCCGCACAGUGCCGUUGACGUCAAAUAUUAGCAGUACUACCAUUACCAUAGCACCUGCGCCCGUAGCAACUGAGAAACCGCUUUCUGAGGCACAACGCAAUAAGCUACGCGUGCUCGCGCACGAAUUCGGCACAUACAGCACAAACACGCAAGCAUCAACUCAACCAGACAUCAACUUAAAUACGCUACCAGAUGACGAGUUGACAGAUUUGCAGCGUAAUCGUCGACGUAUGAUGCAAAACGAUCCAUUUACCGAGUACAAUAAAAGUGCGCUACCCGAUCGCGCACAGCUGAACCUCAACUUGAACACGGAGCGUGCGCGUAAUCGUCGACGUGUGCUCGAAAGCGAAUUUGACAUAUUAACUGGGCUUACACCCUCAACUACCACAUUUACCGUGGAACAGUGCAUAACGCCUAUGUCCACCACCUCGGAUACACCGCUCACAGACUGUGCUACAGAUUUGCCGUCAACUGCAGCAAAUCAAGUUGAUUUAGCUAAUGGCAAUGUGUCGUCGAAGUCAGCUUUAAAAAUCAAUGUGGAACUCGCUAAUGAGCAACAACAACAGUUAGCUGAAAACGCGACUGCUGCGGAUGGGCUGCUUAGCUGCCAAACUGCGGAGACAGCGGAAGCAGCGCUGACGCCAGAUUGUGCAUUGAAUACGGCCGGCUUGCAGGCAAAACAAGGAUUUGAUUUUGUAGACAUCGCUCGUGUUAAGCAACAACAACAGGCAGUCGCCGUAGAGGCGGCUAUGCAGUCGGACACUAUGUCGUACACCUCCAGCGCUGACGAAACGGAGGAAGUAGCCAUUCCAGCACAAGACUACAAUGAUCCCUACAAACGUAGCAGAGAGUUGCUCGAGAGUAAUUUCACUUGCGCGACACGCAGUCCUUAUAUACGCUUGAAUAUGAGCAAAACGCCAAUGAUCGUGGCGGCCAAAAAGUCGCGUGAAUCGUUGCAGCAAUUGAAAGUAAACAGCAUGAGUGUCAUUACGUUGACAGAAUUUCUGCAAAAAUCCGUCAUUUUGCCGAUGACCACACACCUCGGCUUGGUCAAUAAUGAAGUAAUGCGUCUAUUUCUCGAAGAGUUGCAAAUCUUGGAUCAUCUGCGCAGCUUAAGGCAUUAUUUCUUUCUCAUGGACGGCGAGUUCGGCUCCAUAAUUUGUGACGGCAUUAUUGGCAAAUUGGAGAGUGGCGCAACUCCAACGAAGCUACUUAACUACCAAAUGCUGCACUCGAUACUCGACACAGCACUCAGCUCGAGCAUAACAGGCAAUGACAAAAACGCUGAGCAUCUCUCCUUCACCAUAAACGAUGUGCCGCAGAAAUUCGACCUUGCCAAUCCGGGUGUGCUGAAUGUGCUUAGUCUCAGCUAUCGCAUCGACUGGCCAUUGAAUCUCAUACUCAAUCCUGAAACACUAGAACAGUAUGGCAACAUUUUCAAAUAUCUGCUCAAAGUGCGUCGCAUCAGCUGGGUGCUGGAACGUGCUUAUCAAAUACUCAAGGAGUCGUUAAAAAAGCACGGCAAACAACUGCUACAGUCGCCACAAUAUCGUCAUGUGCAGCUGAUACGUCACAAAUUCUAUCAUUUCGUGCAUGCGCUGCAGAAUCACAUCACCGCCAAUGCAUUGCAGGCCUCCUGGAAGACAUUCAAAGACGAUCUGCUGCAGGCCAAAUCCAUUGAGGAUAUCUAUCGUAAGCACACAACCUAUGUGAAGCGCAUAAACUUUCUGUGCAUGCUAAAUCGGCACAGCGCGGAGUUCAAUAACACUAUUGAAAAUAUAUUCAAGAUAUCAUUGCGCUUCUACAACAACCUCAAGUCGCGCGAGUUCAAGCAGCGCAGCGGCGAUGAGCACUACACACAUUCGCGCUACGACAAGCUGUCCAAUGACGAGCAAGAGUUUGACAAAUUCAUCAAAUUCACUAUAUACCUCGGCACCAAGAUUGUGCGCCACGGUUAUCAGGAGGAGAUUGGACAACUGAUUGCCUUGAUUAAUGUGAAUCAGUAUUACAGCGCUAGCACAAUACCGUAACGCUUUAAAAUCCAUUUGCUUUAUAUAUGUAUGCACCCACAGAAGUUUUCUCUUAACGCUGUAAUCU